Macadamia integrifolia is the source of this 1407-nucleotide messenger RNA. RefSeq names its product alcohol dehydrogenase 1-like. Gene Ontology annotation, biological process: formaldehyde catabolic process. The record is from RefSeq and is a predicted model, not a curated record. The coding region runs from base 111 to 1253 and encodes 380 amino acids. The transcript is spliced from 10 exons. Lineage: Eukaryota; Viridiplantae; Streptophyta; Magnoliopsida; Proteales; Proteaceae. Gene Ontology annotation, cellular component: cytosol. Gene Ontology annotation, molecular function: S-(hydroxymethyl)glutathione dehydrogenase [NAD(P)+] activity; zinc ion binding.
CGUCCCUCAUUCGCCCUCGCAUAUUAAAGCAUUGCAACCCCGACAAGCACUUCACAUUUCACAAUCAGAAGAUUUCUACGUUCAGUGAUCCAUUAAGAGAAGAGAGAAAUAUGUCGAGUACUGCUGGAAAGGUUAUACGCUGCAGAGCUGCGGUGGCAUGGGAAGCAGGGAAGCCACUUGUGAUCGAAGAAGUGGAGGUGGCCCCACCACAGGCAAUGGAGGUUCGUUUGAAGAUCCUCUACACCUCACUCUGCCAUACUGAUGUCUACUUCUGGGAGGCCAAGGGACAAAAUCCCCUGUUUCCCCGCAUUUAUGGGCACGAGGCAGGAGGGGUCGUGGAGAGUGUGGGAGAGGGAGUGACGGAUCUCAAACCAGGAGACCAUGUCCUACCUGUGUUCACAGGGGAAUGCAAGGACUGUGACCACUGCAAGUCAGAGGAAAGCAACAUGUGCAGGCUCCUUAGGAUCAACACAGAUAGGGGUGUGAUGAUCGGAGAUGGCCAGUCGAGAUUCUCCAUCAAUGGGAAGCCCAUCUAUCACUUCGUGGGCACUUCCACGUUUAGCGAGUAUACUGUAUGCCAUGUUGGCUCUGUUGCCAAGAUUAACCCUUUGGCUCCUCUUGAUAAAGUUUGUGUUCUAAGCUGUGGAAUCUCAACUGGUCUUGGUGCUACCUUGAAUGUUGCGAAGCCUGCUAAGGGUUCAACAGUAGCAGUCUUUGGAUUAGGAGCUGUAGGCCUUGCUGCUGCGGAAGGAGCCAGGAUCGCCGGAGCUUCAAGGAUUAUCGGUGUUGAUGUGAACCCUAACAGAUUCCAUGAAGCAAAGAAGUUCGGUGUUAAUGAGUUUGUGAACCCAAAAGACCAUGACAAACCUGUUCAAGAGGUCCUUGCUGAGAUGACUAAUGGAGGAGUUGACCGAAGCGUCGAGUGUACCGGAAAUAUUGAUGCCAUGAUCUCUGCAUUUGAAUGUGUUCACGAUGGUUGGGGUGUUGCUGUUCUUGUUGGUGUUCCACACAAGGAAGCUGUAUUCAAGACCCACCCAAUGAACUUACUGAAUGAAAGGACUCUCAAGGGGACCUUCUUUGGGAACUACAAGCCACGUUCGGAUCUCCCUUCUGUUGUAGAAAAAUACAUGAGCAAGGAACUUGAGCUUGAGAAGUUCUUAACUCAUUCAGUCCCAUUCUCAGAUAUCAACAAGGCCUUCGAGUUAAUGCUUAAAGGAGAAGGUAUUCGAUGCAUCAUCAAUAUGGAAGCUUAAAAUGGGUAGGAUGUCAGCAUUUCAAUCUGCUAAUUUGAAGUUCAUGUGAAGUGAAAUGAAAGAUGUCGCUGGUCUGUGGAUAUGCAUAUGCUCUGUCAUGUGUGAACAUUUAAUGUUAUCUUGAUCAAAGAAGAGUGUUUUUUUUUUUUUUUUU